Spodoptera littoralis (African cotton leafworm) is the source of this 2934-nucleotide messenger RNA. NCBI's taxonomy places the organism in Eukaryota, Metazoa, Arthropoda, Insecta, Lepidoptera, Noctuidae. The record is from the annotation of a GenBank genome assembly.
AUGGGGAACUGUAAAUCAAAAAAGGAGAAAUUAAAGGAACCGGCUACGUUUUUUGAAUAUGAAAAACGACGGGAAGUCGAGAAAAGGAACAACAAGGUUGAUACUGCGAACAGAAGGGCCGGCGAGCACAAGCAGCCUCUGCCGCCGCAUUUGCAGGCCGCGCCGCCUCCGGUGCCCAGUCCGGGUUCGGCGGCGCCUCAUAUUCGCUCCUACGAUGAAGAGGCUCUGGAACGAAUGCGCAACGAGCUGCGCACUAGAAGCGACCUGUUUCUACUAAACAACAUCCUUCUUUCAAUACAGUUUUUUGAAAACUAUGAAAAGGAAAUGCAUCAAAUCAAGAAUAACCCCAUAAGUGAACGUGAGCACAUGAUCAACGAAGCGAUGGUGCGACAAAAUAAACAUGUGUUUUUCGCUGAUCGAUUGCAAGAGUCCGUCUACGAACACGUCACAUAUAAUAGCAAAGGCAAACAACAGCCAUUGUUAGCUCCGAGACUUUUUGUUAUAUAUGACAACGUGGAAGCCAGUGAACCAGGGGAUACUUCCGAUUAUAGCGCAGUUCUUGAUGCACCUUUCUACAAGUUACGGAUUGAGGAUGGAAUAGAUCCAGGAUACAUUAAAUUGAAGAAAUUAGAAGUUCUGGAGAGUACUCUACAUAAAGAAAAUGAAGUUAUAAAUAUUAAUAAAGUAGAAUCCGAUGACAGCAUUUAUAGCGAUUCUGCGAAAGAAUCUAAUUAUUCCGAUGAAUUUCCCUAUAGUGCUAAACAAGGUGAAGAGUUGUUACAAGAAAUUAGAACUGGAAUGGAGAACAAAGAGAUGCCCUUGUCUACUGAACUUAAACUAACGAAUAUCAGAAAUCAAAAUAGAGGUGAAGGUAGGAGAUACAGUGGACCGAUAAAGCAGUACAGCGUUCAAGUAACUAAGAGUGAUAUUUCUAACAUACGCCAUCGAACUCUAGAAGAUUCUGUACCUGAAGAAGAUGAUGCGUACGAUAUUAAUGAAAAUUUUGCAAUGGAUAAUACCUAUGACUUUUCAAUAUCUCCCGAAAGUACAAGCUUAAUAAGGCAAAGAAGGUCGAGUGGACCAAUUAUGACUACAAAAAAACGCCCAAAAUCUGAAAUGCGCUCAGCUGUUUCAGAAGGCAAUCUUACCGAUAACACUGAGACUUCGGGUUAUAGAUCAAACUCUAGUAGCAGGCAAACUGAAUCUAGUGAAAACGAAUCAGACUAUGGUUAUGCUACUAUAACUGAGGCAGCAACACCUAAAAUAGUAGAACUCAGUUUGAGAUCUAAGAACUCGCUUACAUCAGGAGCUUUACCAGAAGAAGCUUGGUCACCUGUUGAUGUUGAAGUUUUGGAAGAUGAAGAUGAAGACGAUGAUAAUGACAAAGCACUCCAGUCUGCUAAUUUAUCCGAAAGAUGCUAUUACCUCAACUCUUUGGGAUUUAUGAAAAAUUUUGUUGACGAUUUUAUCAUUAAUCUGGGGUCUGGAUUAGGAUUGAGUACCAAUGAAAUCAAGUCUGCGUUAACACAAGGUGCUAGUAUUUAUUGUGAUACUAUUAGAAAUGGCACCAGAUUUGGGUAUGAAAUAUUUCCUGCUCUUUUUGCUGCCUGGCCGAAUGCAGCUAAUCCGUGGAUUAUACGAGAGAGGAAAGUCAUACAAAAUCCAAGAAAUAAUAACAGGUACCAAUGGCCUGACAAAGAGAAGGUGACCAAAGCUAUAGGAUUUGGAUGUUUAUUGGUACCAAUAGGGCAAAGAAUUAAAAGAGGUCUAAAUCCUAAUCAACCUUUGCAAUGGAAAUUAAUAUUUCCUGCAGUAGAACGCUACCUAGAAAGUUGUCUAGCACAUUCUCACAUUCGUUGCUAUCUAUUUACUUUGGCGUUGCACAAGGCUUUUAUGGAAAACGAAACUGCUAAAAUUGGUUUAGAUGCAAGUCAUAUUAAAAAUCAUCUGUUUUGGAAAUGUGAAGACAAUUAUGCAAGGUGGCCAGAAGAUCAACUUGGUACAGUUUUGUUGGAAUUCCUAAAAGAUUUGUACAGGAAUUUGUCCAAAACAAUAAUGCCAAAUUAUUUUAUAGACAGCUGUAAUGAAAUUGCAAGUAUACCGGAUCCCUUGUUACGUGAACAACAAAACAGCUUAGCAAAGAUCAUCGAGUCUCCUGUGCUGCAUAUGCUACACGCACUUAAUAAAAUAAAAUACACUAAGAGAGAAUUCUAUCCAAAAUUUCAAUGUAGAAAGCUCUUUCAAAUACUAACUUGCAAGGAUCCUUUGCGUCUGAUUAAUCCAAAUCUACCUAAAGUUGUUACUCCCUCUAAGUACGAAGAUAGUUCAGAGAGCGAAACUGAAACUGGAUUUUGGGAGGCAGCCAAAGCUAAUGACAGAGAUUAUAAACGGCGUAAAGCGGCGCAUAAAAAGGCUGAAGAAAAGAAAAAAUCCAAGGUGCCAAUAAAAGAACAAAAAGACGCAUGGAAACAGUAUACAAUACCACGCAAAAUGGACCCGAUACGACGACGUCUUGUUCUCGAAUUCUUCAUUCCUCACUUUAUCGCAAUGGCUCGGUCCAGUGAAAAAUUCGAAGCAAUAAGGCAAGCGCUAAUAUAUUUGGAACACGCUCAAAGACUCUGCAUAUUGCUAUCGGAAGAACCGGGAAGUGAUUCGACAGCCAAGGAAUAUCUGAGAGUCAUUAGAGAAAAAUUGGUUGACUGUCAAAGAAAACUGGUACAGCAAAGCUAUUUACCUCAGAGGCCUGAAAUUAAUCGUAAUCGUAAACCACAACGACACCGCAAGCAGCGACCAAAGUUUGAAGACAUCCCAGAUUCUUCUGCUGAUAGUCCUGGUAUCCCAGCAUUUACUUUUGUCGAUGUGCACGUUGAAAAUGCAACAUACGAUCACAUGAAAUUAAAUGUAUUUACCAAUAGCGAGGAAUCUAAGUUAUAA